CUUUAUAUUUUAUGAGUCUAAAAAGGAUGAAUGUUUAACUCUUGAGUGGUUAUUCAAAGUAUUAAGUAUGUGUAUAUAUUAGACAUAUGGCUAAUUAUUUAUCUGGUUAAUCUGGUUUGGCUGGUUAGGAGUGUCUGAAACCAAACCAAACCACCUAAACUAAACAAGCUAAGAACUUUAACCAAACCAAACAAUUAUCCAAAUUAUCCAAAUAGUACUUGUUAAAACAAUUGCCAUGGUAACCACACCGUUUUAACACCCUAAAUUUUACACGAUUUUCACCGACGGGGAGAAGAGAAGUUGAGGGGUAGAAUGAGAAAACUCAGAAAUUCACUGACCUAGCUUGGUAGAAAAAAUAAAACAGAAACCUUAUCCCGCCGGCGGGAGUUGGGGGAUAGUUCUAACUCCCGACGUCUUCAGGAGCGACGGCGAUGGCCGAUGGUCGAUCCGCCUCUCAUUCGCCAUCCCCUUUUCCUUAUUGGUAAAGACGAUCUCGGCGAUGACGAUUAUUCCCGUUAUUCGCAGCCCUCUUCCUCUGUCAAAGCUCGGUGCUUUCUUCUCAAUUGGCCCAUCCUUUCUCCAUUCUCUCGCCGCCGCAACCCAUCCUCUCCCGCCGCCGCCAUCACCACCACGACCGCCUUCUUGUGACAUUAUCCAAGACCACGACCUUCUCUGUAAGAGCCAGCACGCCUCAGGAACCGGCCUCCAUGUGCUGGACCUCAUCGACGGUGGGGCUCUUGAACCCGACCGCUCUCUCUACCACGCCCUCCUCAAGAAGUGUACCCGUCUCGGUAAGCUCGCGGAAGGAAGGAUUGUUCAUACCCACUUUCUCAAUUCCCGAUUCAGUCGCGAUUCGGUGCUCCUCACCACCCUCAUCAAUCUCUACGCCAAAUGCGGCUCCUUGGAUGAUGCUCGUCAGGUGUUCGACAGAAUGCCCAACAGACGAGAUAUCGUGGCCUGGACUGCCCUCAUUGCUGGAUUUUCGCAACGUGAUCAGCCUAGAGAUGCACUUCUUUUGUACCGACAGAUGGUCGGCCUAGGCAUACUCCCUAAUGAGUUCACAUUGGCCAGUGUCUUGAAGGCUGCUUCUGGUUUGGGUCCCGCUGCCGAUGCUAUUAUCCAUGGUAUGCAACUACAUUCUACUGCUUUGAAGUUUGGUUAUGUUUCGGAUGUUUUCGUGGGCAGUGCUCUGUUAGACAUGUACGCUAGAUGUGAACAUAUGGACGAGGCCCAGGUUAUAUUUUAUCAUUUAAGAAGCAGAAAUGAAGUGUCUUGGAAUGCUUUGAUUGCUGCCCAUGCCAGGAAAGGCGAGGCCGAGCAUGCUUUUCUCUUGUUCUCCAACAUGCUUCGGGAGAAUGUUCAACCCACUCAGUUCACUUACUCCAGUGUCCUGAAUGCUUGUGCUGUCGUUGGUUCUUUGGAGCAGGGCAAGUGGGUCCAUGCCGUUUUGGUCAAAUCGAAAGCAGACCUCGUUGGUUUUGUUGGUAACACAUUGCUCGACAUGUAUGCUAAAUCAGGUAGCAUUGAGGAAGCGAAGAAGGUUUUCGAUAGGCUGACUAAACGAGACAUUGUUUCCUGGAAUACAUUACUCAAAGGGUACGCCCAGCAUGGAUCCGGAGACAUAGCCCUACAGACUUUCGACAAAAUGUUGAGGAUUGGGAUCCCCCCCAACGAUAUAACCUUCCUCUGUGUUCUUACAGCUUGUAGCCAUGCAGGACUAGUGGGUGAAGGGCUCAAUAUCUUCAAUCAGAUGAAGAAGUAUAAGAUAGAGCCUCAAGUAUCACACUAUGUGACGAUUGUUGAUCUCCUCGGUCGAGCUGGCCAGCUUGACCGAGCCAAGAAGUUCAUCGAGGAAAUGCCAAUUGAGCCUACGGCCGCUGUUUGGGGAGCACUGCUUGGUGCUUGUAGGAUGCAUAAGAAACCAGAACUGGGUGCUUAUGCUGCUGAGCGUAUUUUCGAGCUUGAUCCUCGUGAUCCCGGUCCCCAUAUGCUGCUCUACAACAUCUAUGCCUCUGCUGGUAGAUGGGUAGAAGCUACUAAAGUUAGAAAGAUGAUGAAAGAGAGUGGUGUGAAGAAGGAACCGGCUUGCAGUUGGGUGGAGAUUGAGAAUGAGGUCCAUGUGUUUGUGGCAGAUGACGAUUCCCACCCGGAUUUGGAAGAAAUUCAUGCAAUGUGGGAGAAUGUUAGGUGUAAGAUCAAGCAGAUUGGAUAUAAACCGGAUGCUAACCAUGUGCUUUUGUGCUUGGACCAGAGGGAGAGGGAGGUGAAGCUGCAGCAACAUAGCGAGAAGCUUGCUCUGGCAUUUGCCCUUCUUAAUACGCCACCUGGAUCCACGAUUCGUAUCAAGAAGAAUAUCAGGGUUUGUGGAGACUGCCAUUCUGCAUUCAAGUUUGUGUCGAAGGCAUUAAAUAGAGUGAUUGUUGUAAGGGAUACCAAUAGGUUCCAUCAUUUUCGUGAAGGUUUUUGUUCGUGUCGAGAUUACUGGUGAAGGUUGAAAGGCAUAUUCGGCCUUCUAUAUGGAAUGAUUGAAAUAAGUUUAUUAGUAUGAAUGGUGGAUUUUGCUUCUUGCUUGGCUGUGAAAUGGUUGGAAUCGGACUAGAACCACAUGGGGGAAUGAGGGGGUCUUUCGAGCUCCUCUAGCUGAAAAGAAGCUGGCGGUGGCUUGGGGUGCAAGAAAAGAUGACGGUGGGUGGCCUGAUCAAAUUAUGAGCUGAAUUAUGUAAGCCGCCCAUAAUUCAAAAAUUAUAGACGGUUCAUUCUGUAUUUUAUUACGUAAGGUCCAAGUCGGUGACAGAACCAUCAACCUUCCAGCCCUCGCCUCUGCCGGCCGGCGCAGCCAUCGGCCAUCCAUGGGAGCGAACGCAAUUGUGGAAAACAUAAUCACAGCAAUUUCUGCAUCAUUUUUUCUGAUUGUUAUCUAUCGAAUUGCUGCUUCCCUGAAGUCGAGACACCUUCGCCAGACUGAACUAGAGGAGGUAUGCAAUUGGCUGUCUCAUCCUCGUCUUCAUGGAUUGUCGGUGUCUUUGUCCUUCGUCAAUUUUAGUUGAUUGCCUGCAUCUAACAUUAUAAGCCAGCGCUACUGAGUGAUCAUUGACUGAUUGCAGAUUGAGAUGUUAUAUGAUAUGUUGUCUAUUGCCUUGGAGGUAGUGAAUGUAACAAAUGACUUGGGGAACCAAGUCCAGCUUUGAUUUAAAAAAACUGGGUUUUGGUUUGUAAUUAAGAAAGUUGUAAGGAGAUAUACAACGAUCAGUUUGCUUAUUGAGCAGAAAACAUUGACAGGUGGAGGAUGAGAAAGGCGCGCUUGUGCUUAACACCUACUGCUGCGGUAGAGAACAACAGCAACAAAGUGGAGGGUGAGUUACUGGAAGAUGUACUGAUUGAAAUCCUAUCUCGGCUGACUGUGAGAACUCUGUCACAGCUCAAGUCCAUCUGCAGAUGCUGGAAGGAUAUCAUUGAAAGUCCCAUUCUUGUUUCUAUGUAUCUCAAAAACUACACCAAAAACCCAGCAGCUAGUGAUGUCUUCCAGACGGUAAUGUACCAGACUGAUAGAAAAAAGGUGGUGGUACAACUUUUUCCAGAUGGUGAUGUAUCACCAAGUCCUUGAAACGGGAAUUCCCAGUAAUCCCAAUAAACCCAUUAUGCUCCCUUGUACUGGUUGGACCCUGCAAUGGCAUAUUUUUGCUAGGAGAUUAGGGUGGUCGUACUCGCGUAUAUAAGCUGUGGAAUCCAGCUACUGGCUCAUAUAGGGUAGUGCCUGUGCCCGAAACAAGGGGUGGAAGCACCACCUCUCCGGCUCUCCCCCUGCUAUCAAUGGUUGCGAAUUUGACAGCUGUGGGUUUGGAUUUGAUACAGUUGCUAAGUGAUGGUGUAUUCGCUUGGCACUGAUACUUAGAAGGAGUUAGAAGAGCUCCGCCAUCAAGUUGAGAUAGUUAGGCAGAGGAAAAGUUGUAGGUACUUGAAUGGGUUCUGUUUCUGGCUAUGUGUGUCUCCUGUCGCGGUGCUUGCCUUCAACCUCUGGAAAGAUUGUGUUCCAUGUGAUACAAGAUCCUGUCUUUGUCCCAAUCCCUGACCGUGACCGGAAUGAUGAUGGUUAUGUGUAUGCUGAUGAUUAUGAGUACGAUGAUUCUAGAUAUAUCGAUGCCCUGAAGCAGCUUAUUGUGUAUAAGGAUUCGCUUGCUUUAUUCAUAAUCAGGGGAGCUGGAAGUAUGAUAUGUGGUUGCUGAGUGAUGAUACUGGGUUCUUAUUCAACCCUGCUACUGGAGCAGCUAAGCUUAGGGUUAAUAUCCUUAUGGUGUUUUCACAUGGAAAGAUAGUUUGGUCUCUCCAGGUGAGAAGAUAUUACGUUGACAUGGACAAUGAUUAAAAGCUUAGCAGGUUG
This is a messenger RNA of Linum trigynum, 4378 nucleotides long. NCBI's taxonomy places the organism in Eukaryota, Viridiplantae, Streptophyta, Magnoliopsida, Malpighiales, Linaceae. The record is from the annotation of a GenBank genome assembly.